This is a messenger RNA of Aureobasidium vineae, 984 nucleotides long. The record is from the annotation of a GenBank genome assembly. Lineage: Eukaryota; Fungi; Ascomycota; Dothideomycetes; Dothideales; Saccotheciaceae.
AUGGCUAUUGGUGUUGCGGUUGCGAACUCCAUCACUGGGCCCUGGAAAGACGCAAUCGGCAAACCACUUCUGGAGAAUGGCCGUAUUGAUCCCACUGUUUGGAUCGAUGACAAUGGCCAAGCUUACCUUUACUUUGCCAAUCCGGGCUUGUUCUACGUCAAACUUAAUGCUGACAUGGUGUCUUAUUCUGGCAGCAUUGUUCAGGUUCCCACAAGCGUCGCCACCUUUGGCAGUGGACGCGAGCCGGAUGGUACGACUUUUGCUGAAGGUCCUUGGAUCUACAAGCGCAACAACCUGUACUACUUGGUGUAUGCCACCAGCUGCUGUUCCGAAAAUAUAAGAUACUCUACUGGUCAUCCAAUCACAGGUCCUUGGACUUAUCGUGGUGUUGUCAUGGCAUCGACAGGAAAGUCCUUUACCAAUCACCCAGCCGUCAUUGACUUCAAGGGCAAGUCUUACUUCUUCUACCACAACGGUGCUUUACCGGGUGGCAGUGGCUACACCCGCUCUACUGCGGUGGAGCCUUUCGCCUACAACUCCGAUGGCACGAUACCGCUUCUCACCAUGACCAACGCGGGUGCCCCGCAGGUCGGAACCCUGAACCCGUACACUCGUAACGAAGCAGAAACCAUGGCAUUAUCCUCUGGUAUCCAAACUCAACCUACGACUGAUGGUGGACUCGCAAUCAUCAACAUCGAAAACGGUGACUAUGUCAAGGUCGAGGGUGUCGCUUUUGGCAACGGGGCAAAGACCUUUUCAGCGCGUGUCACUUCAGCAACCAGUGGUGGAAAGAUUGAGCUUCGUUUGGGUAGUUCCACUGGCACUUUGGUAGGCACUUGUACUGUGCCUGGCACAAAUGGAUGGCGGACAUGGCAGAUGAUCUCUUGUGCUAUCAGCGGGGCGACUGGAACCAAGGAUCUCUACCUGAAGUCCACUGGUGGUAGCGCAUACCUGUUCAAUGUUGACUAUUGGCAAUUUGCCUAG